Penicillium cinerascens is the source of this 5139-nucleotide messenger RNA. RefSeq lists its product as uncharacterized. Lineage: Eukaryota; Fungi; Ascomycota; Eurotiomycetes; Eurotiales; Aspergillaceae. The record is from RefSeq and is a predicted model, not a curated record. The coding region runs from base 1 to 5139 and encodes 1712 amino acids. The transcript has 5 exons.
AUGUCCUCCCAAUUCUUGCAGACAGAGCUUGCAAACCUCAUUCAAGAGUCUAGGCGGAAGAACGCUGACUUGCGCAAUGCUGCUGAGCAAUCGCUUAAUGAGCUGAAAGCGCUGCCUUCAACAUCAGAGGCUCAAAUAGCAGCAGAUCUUGUUCGUAAGCCGAAUUUUGUUGAGCCAUUCAUCAUCGCUUGUCAUACGCGACAUGCGAAACUCGCUGGAAUUGGCGUAAUAUGUCUGCAAAGAUUAAUCGCUUCUCGCUCAUUACCAUCUCAACGUCUAAAGGACGUUCUUGCAGGUCUGAGAGAGACGACGAGUCUGAGUCUCGAUAUUCAAUUGAAAAUUCUUCAAUCGUUGCCUUCGCUGUUGCAGUAUUACUCCAACGAAUUGACCGGAGAACUUCUCGCAAAUACGUUGGAAAUAUGCGCGACUUUGCAAGCGAGCAAGACGAUAGCUGUAAGCAGCACUGCGGCUGCUACGCUCCAACAGUUGGUGGUAUCGACAUUUGAAAGGGUGUCGAAUGAAGAUAGGAUUCCCAGCGAUGAGAAAUCUACCACCACAAUCAAGGUGGAUAGCCAGUCAAUUGAAGUCGGUCAAUUCGCGUUCGAUGCUUUGCAGGUUCUGGAUGAUCUAUGCCGUCUCAUCGAUGGCGAACAAUUGCAAUUCCUGCACACGAGGACGCUUUCUCUAACCUUUGUACUGGAACUUAUCGAAAGUAUUAUUCUCAACAGUGGCCGCCUCUUUGCGGGACAUCCCGAACUUUCGCAGGUGCUGCGAGUGCGUUUGAUGCCCUUGGCCGUAAGGUACUUAUCAGAGAGGCACUCCUUUUCUCAAACUGUUCGGAUUGCAAGAAUUCUUCUCGUGCUCCUGAAACGUCACAUGUCUCUCUUGCCGGCCGAAUGUGAGAUGGCAUUUGGUCUAAUAACUCAUUUGCUUGAGCCGGAUGGAACAGCACCCUGGAAACGAGUCUUGUGCAUGGAGGUGUUCCGGGGUAUCUAUGCCGAAGCGGGCGUUGUUCGGCAGAUCUACUCGUUAUAUGACGGAGAAGAAGGCAGAAAGAAUGUCCUUCGUGAUCACAUGGCAGCUCUUGUUCGACUGGCAUCGGAGAAACCCUCACUGAUUGGUGUCAGCAAUCAAUCAACGGUGCCGUUACGCGCUGAGCAUUCACGCUCUGCAACGGAGGAUCAGAUUGCCCUUGAGACCGGUGGUGUCGCAGGUGUCAUCGGAUCGACAGGACCACCAGCAGAGACUAGAGUUCCCGGAAUCAGCAGCCAGUGGAGUGUCGUGAGAACGCCUUAUAUUGAGCUUCUCGAUAAGACAGAGCCACCACUGCCCCCAGAAACGUAUAUCUACAGCCUUGUUCUCAACUGUAUCAGCAGCUUCGCUGAAGGACUCGGAAAGUUCAUCCUUCCUCUCACGGUGCCGGAUCUGAAACAGAAGAGGAAGAAUCGUCUCGUGAGCCCUGACCAGGGACCUGAUUCUGCCCGUUCUUCUCAGGAUCUCCAAUCUGAUGCUUGGAGAGCCCAGGCAGCAUCACCAGGGAAAAGAUCAUCUGUCCCAAUCAACCCGCUAGACUUGCAGUCUCAUGUCCAAUACUCUGCGAUCAGGACCUGUGCCGGGAUAGUUGAGAAUUGCUGGCCUGCUGUCCUUGCAGCCUGUUCCACCUUUUUACAUGCGUCCCUGGAUGAUGAAUACUACCACAACCUCGUACGAGCGUUCCAAAAGCUAGCUCAUGUAGCUGGACUUCUGAGACUCUCUGUUCCGCGUGAUGCAUUCCUUACGACACUUGGAAAGGCCGCUAUGCCCAUGAGCAUGGGCGGAUCCAAGACGCAAACUCCUGCCACACCGAGCGCAGCUGGCUCGCAGUCCAACGAGAGUUACCAGAAGAAGCGAAAGAGCUCAGAUAUGCCAAGAAAAAAUUCACUGCCCACGGAUUCCUCUGGCUCUUCUGCCGCGGAGAGUGCAGCGCCGUCUUUGAGCACAAGGAACUUGCUUUGUCUACGAGCUUUGCUCAAUCUCGGAAUUGCGUUGGGACCAACCUUGGAUCAGCCAGCCUGGUCAAUUCUGCUCGAGACAUUGCAAUACACUGGACUCGUCAUCGGAAUAUCAUCCAGCACCAUGGUCAAAUCGGCCAAUGCUUCCGGUGAAACCACUGUCAUCUCUGGGAAUGACAUCCCAACUGCCAACCUAGGAACGGAAGUUAUUGCAGUGCAGGCAGCUUCGUCCAAGAUGUUCGAGAGCACCAGUGAUUACCCUAGCGACUCUUUCCAGGAGAUCCUACGUGCACUGUUGAAUCUCUCUACAUUCACGCAAUCAGAACGCCAGAAAGAAUCAGAACAAGAAGUUUCCGAGAUGCCUAGCACCCCGCAAUCCUCACGAAAGUCUGGACGAAUGCACCAAAAUGCUCGGCGAGUGUCCCACACGGUCGGAAAAUUAAGGAUGCAAGAUGAGGAGCUCAAGUUUGUUUUGGAAAAAGGAAACGAACUAGCCCGGGCGAACCUUGAGAGGCUAUCCUCACUCGAUGAGGAGGACAACAAAUUAUGGCAAAUCCUGACGCAAAGCCUUAUUUCGACUUCCGCCAACACCGAAGUCAGCCCCAACCUCCGUCUACAGGCUAGCGCGAUCCUGAACUCAUUGGUCUUCUUGACUAUGAACCCACGAGAUGUCGAUGGAAAGAUUCAGAAUCAGGUGCAGAUGAGAAAUCUCCAAACUCUGAAAGACCAAGUGGCAUCGCUUUACUCGUCAGACGUGUCUUCUGCCAAGUCACUUCCAAUUACCGUGGUUGAAAUUCAUGAGCAGAGCUUGGAGAUUCUCCAGAACAUUCUCGAGCAAUACGCGGAAACUUUCGCGGACGGAUGGAGUCUUGCCUUUGAGUUGAUCUCAGGAGUCUUCCAAGGGAUCGCAAAGGUUGAGAAUGGGGAUCAGCUUACCACCACGACUGAGCGCAGGAAAUCGGCUCUUCCAGCCGGUCCUCGUUUGGUUCGCGCUGCAUACAAGUCUCUUCAUCUUGUAGCUUCAGACUUCCUCACCUUGUUGCCCGCCCAUUGCCUUCUGAGCCUGGUCAAUUCGUUCUCCAGCUUUGCGUCGCAAACACAAGACUUCAACAUCUCAUUGACAACCACCUCCUUUUUCUGGAAUGUAUCCGAUUUCCUUGAAGGACAAAUCGAGAAGUUCUCGAUCGAGAGUCAUGUCGAUGCCUCUGUCAGCGAAGAAGAGUUGGCAAAUCUCGCUCGCGACAAGGAUCCCUCGGUUUCAAGGAACUCGCUAUGGCUGCUGUUGCUGCUUCGUAUUGUGGACAUUGCAUCGGACUCGAGGCCUGAAAUCCGAAACAGUGCAAUCCAUACCCUGCUCAGAAUUUUUGACGCUUACGGGCAACAACUAUCAUCAAAAGCGUGGAGACUGUGUUUGAACAGAGUCUUGUUCCAGAUGGUGGAAGAAAUUGAAAACAACCUUCUACAAUCGAAGGACAAGCUGGGUGGACCGGAAGAUAGCCUCAAAUCGCGAGUGGAAACGACCGUCGUGAUGAUCAACGGAAUCUCAAAUCUGAUCACAAACUUCUUCGACACCAUUGUGAGCGACGAGAAAUUUGACGACUCCUGGACUCGGCUGUUGAAGUACCUGCAGGCAUUGGCGGAUAUGCGACUUCUAAGAUUCAGCGAAGCAACCUUUGCCAGCCUCUGUGCAAUUUUGAUUAGGGUGCAAUCUCCAACCGGACUCAGCAAGAAAGCACUUCAAUGUGCAUGGGAUCUGUGGGCAAAUGGCCACCCUGCCGGUGAUGACGCCGUGCUUGAUCUUGAUCGGCCCAAUCAAGACGCCGCGCUGGCCUAUAUGCAGUCCUUCCAGCAGAUAUACCGUCUCUAUAAAGAUGAUUUGACCCCAGACCAUGUCGAGAAGGUAAUCCAUCACCUCCGUCUGCUUGUGUGGAACUCGGUAUAUCCACCUUACUCCCCAGAUAUCGACCGCCCUUCCGCUGUCCAGGUGUUGGUGAUAGAUUGCAUCAAGACUCUCUGUCUGGAGAAGCAAGAAUCGCAGGCUGCUAUUCUUCUGUGCCUCGCCAACUUGUCAGACUCCGCUCUAUCAAGGUGGAGUUCUGGCAACGACUCGAGAAGACCGACCUUUGUUGCUUUCUCGAAAAGCGCCAUCGAUCUUGUCAGCUGGUACAUCGCAGACUUUGGUAUCAAGCAAGACAUUUUCUCGAAUAAUGCACUCGCCAUUGCCCUCGAGCACCUCCGUGCGUCAAUUAAGCAGAAGUACAUGUGGCAAGGCAAGGACCGCGAGCCUUAUCUCUGGCAGAAGGCAACAACUGCAUCUUUGAAUGUGCUCCAGGUCGCAGUACCCUAUGUGGAGAAGCAAUAUACCGAGGCAAAAGAACCAGAGAUAGCACGUUUCUGGCAAGGAGUCGUGGAUAUCACCGACGGCAUUGUCUCAGCCCGCGGCUUCCAAACACAACAGCUACCAAACACCCGGAUUCUAGCCGACGAAGCAUUUGACAUCGCCGCAUUCACCCGGCUGAAGACGCUCAUCCUCCCUUCCCUCGGAGCCUCCGCGAUCCCCGACCCAGUCCGCCGCGACUUCGCCUGUGCGCUUUUCCACUCAUCAUUCAUCUACGCUCCCCAGCGCUUCGAUCUCCCCACUGCCCCGAUCGAAAAAUCCCCUCUGCAAGAUUUCUAUCGCGUUCGUGCAGGUCGCACCUUUGACCCACCUCCGAGCCUGCGCCCAAAAAUGGCCUACGCUCUCAUGGAUACUCUCUUCGAGCUUUCAGGCAGUCCCGUCUCCGAAUCCAAUUCCACCCCAUCCCCGCAGACUCUACUCGCCCGCUCCAUCUCCCCCUACCUUCUACUCCGCUGCGCCGUCUCGCUCAAGAGCUACAUCGCCGACCAGCCUCUUCGGGGCCUUAUGCCCCAGCCGACUCCCCUCGCGAAAGGCUCUGCUGCACCUUCUCCUCCAAAUGAUCCGCCUGCUAUCAAGACUGUUGCGGCGACGACUGGGGAUGGUAACAUCCCGCGUCACCAUCGUAAGCAUCUCGAGUGGUUGUAUCCACUUGUUGUCAAGGCUGUUCAGGUUUCUGGUAAGGAGCGUGAUGAUGGACGGGUUCUUCAGGCUCUUGGGAAAGUGUUGCAGGAAACUGGUCGAUUCGAGUAG